GGAGAGAGGUGGGUGGGGCGAACUGUUGCGCGCUAGGCUGUGUCGUUGCUCGCUUUGAGGCACCUGAUUUGGUCGUCAGGUGGGAAUGCGCUUGCGCGAGUGAGAGACCAGGCGGUUCCCGGAAUCCUGCAACUGAGAGAAGUUGACGGGGCCGUAGAGACCCUCUGUAGGGGGAGGGGAGAUGGCCGUGCUGUGGUGGCAGCAGCAGCGGCUCUGGGCUCUCUCCCUGCCGUGCUUCUUCUUAAUAUGGUACCCCCCAGUGACGGGAAUGGAGUCCACCGUGUCGCCAUCGCCAACUCCCGCUAUGCCAUGUGCUGCUUUUACCCAAAAGACUUGUGAAGAAUGUGUUAAAAAUACUAAAUGUCUUUGGUGCAGCAAAAAUUCUACUUGUAUGGACUAUCCUGUGAGGAAGCUCAUUCCACCAUCCUCACUGUGUAAACUCACAGAGGCUCACUGGGCAAUUUGCUGGGUCAACUUUGAGGCUGUGAUCAUCAGCAUAGGCGUUGUAGCAGGCUUCCUCCUCUUGCUUAUAGUAUGCUGCUGCUGCUACUGCUGCCACAGACGUCGUCCUAGGGGGAGACUAGCUGAAGAAGAAGAAGAAAGAUUUAUCAAAGAUCGGGAAGAAAAAAGAAUGCAAUCACUUCAGCGGAAACAUGAAAGAAAAGUGAAGCAUGAUGAAAUACGCAAGAAAUAUGGUCUCCUCCAGGAUUCUGACCAUCCAUACAGCAGAUAUGAGAAUGAAUGAAAAUGGAUGCUGCUGUACCUUCUUAAAGAAGGCAAAAAAGUCAAGAUCAUUUUCUGGUUCUGUUUUCAGAUCACCAAAAAUGUAUAUAAAUGCUUAAUAGAAAAUGGUGUUCCCUUUUCCUUUUGAAAGCAGCGUUCUUGUAUUUGUGUCUGUAAUUUUUCAUAAUAUGGCAUGCAUCCGUUCUUUUCUAGAGCUCUUAUUUAAUGGAAUAUGAGUUGAGUACAGAAAUAACAAUCAUGUCAUUUCCUCUAACACUCUAGCCUUUAUAAAACAAAGAUAUCAACGCCUUUUCCACAUAUUGCUAAAAAAAGACUUUCUUUAAAUCUGUGUCAAGAAAGUGUUGCCAAGUAUUUGACACUACAGACAUGUGGUAUCAAGUGAUGACAAAUAAUUACAGCCUAUACUACUUUCAAAACUGUUAAUAGAUUGUAUGGGGCAUGAGUGAGAGAAAAUGGUGUGAGGUGGCCACUUGGCUGAAGUGACCAUAGCUGGAUGACUCUUGUUACUGCUAAGCAAGUUGGUACUUUCCUGCACUGUCCUAACCUCCUGAAUAUGGCCACUGAAUGGAUGCCAACAUGUCCCUGCCUCUAGCCAUUCUAUGAUUAUCCUCCAAUCCAAUUGGGCCUGUUCUGGCACACAUCCCCUCCCACUGUAGCUUGUAGCUUCACUGCAGUUUGAGCAGACAAAACCAUUGCUGGUCAGGCAGAAGGGUGUGGUGGGAGAGUGCAGAUGGCAGGGGCACUUUCAUUGUUAUGCCCAGUGUUCUGGAUUGUGAUUAUUAUAGACUAACAUCUUAAUGACUACUUAUAUUCAACAAUACCUGAUGGGCAUGCUACAUUUUUCUAUGAUAUGUAGAAAACUAUUAAAUUUUUCUAAUGUA
Messenger RNA from Rhineura floridana, 1625 nucleotides. RefSeq names its product pituitary tumor-transforming gene 1 protein-interacting protein-like. Gene Ontology annotation, biological process: protein import into nucleus. The record is from RefSeq and is a predicted model, not a curated record. Gene Ontology annotation, cellular component: cytoplasm; nucleus. The transcript has 7 exons. NCBI's taxonomy places the organism in Eukaryota, Metazoa, Chordata, Lepidosauria, Squamata, Rhineuridae. The coding region runs from base 182 to 745 and encodes 187 amino acids.